UCAUAUAUUCUAUAAGAAUAUUUUAGUGCAUUUUAAAUUAUUGAAUUCAUUGUAAACAUUAUUAUAAUAUUACAUAAUGUAUGUGGGAGGGACCUAUAAAUAUAUACGACAACGUUAAACAGGUGCUACCAAAGGUUUCGUAUUCAACCACAUUGUACUCAAGGAAUCACUGGAGAUACUUAAGUUAAAUUUCAGAAGACAUGGGCGAAAAUUGUCUUUUACUGCAGAUAUUUAGAUACAAACCUUGGCUGUGCUGUUGUACCAUUGUCUAGCCUUGUUUGAGGUUAAAAUAAAAGUCAUUUACAGGAUACUAUUUCAUGGUCGAAGGUGUAAACCCUUGAUAGGGUUGUGUGAGAUUUUUAGUUGGGUGACUCAGAAUACCUUUAUUGGGGAUUGUGUAUAAUAUGUAUGACCAGUCUAUCGGGGUUGUAUAGAUAAAUACCGGGUAGAGCUUUACCAAGAGAGCUUGGUCUGGACAAGUGUAGUUAAACAACCUUACUGAACAUCUGUGAUUCUGUGAAACAGAAGCUGUGUUUGGUGCCUACAAUGUAUGCUCAGAUUGAACUUGGUAUCUGGCAUGUCUGAUGCUCGUAAAGCAAAGAUUACCCCCCUUAGAUCCCAAUAUAUCGAUUGUUUUUUCAAUUAAUACAAUAUAUAUACAGAAUAUUCAUAUCGUUCAUAUCUAACCAUCUAUACAUUAAUUUUGAAUCUCACGAAUCUCAUUAUUCUUGAAAACAAAAAGGUUACGACGCGAACAUGAACGCCUGAAUGUUAAAUAACAAGUACAGUUGUCGUCAUCAUUGUAAUACAGAACCAAUGUUAAAUAACAAGUACAGUUGUCGUCAUCAUUAUAAUACAGAACCAAUGUUAAAUAACAAGUACAGUUGUCGUCAUCAUUGUAAUACAGAACCAAUGUUAAAUAACAAGUACAGUUGUCGUCAUCAUUGUAAAACAGAACCAAUGUUAAAUAACAAGUACAGUUGUCGUCAUCAUUAUAAUACAGAACCAAUGUUAAAUAACAAGUACAGUUGUCGUCAUCAUUGUAAUACAGAACCAAUGUUAAAUAACAAGUACAGUUGUCGUCAUCAUUGUAAUACAGAACCAAUGUUAAAUAACAAGUACAGUCAUCAUUAUAAUACAGAACCAAUGUUAAAUAACAAGUACAGUUGUCGUCAUCAUUAUAAUACAGAACCAAUGUUAAAUAACAAAUACAGUUGUCGUCAUCAUUAUAAUACAGAACCAAUGUUAAAUAACAAAUACAGUUGUCGUCAUCAUUGUAAUACAGAACCAAUGUUAAAUAACAAGUACAGUUGUCGUCAUCAUUGUAAUACAGAACCAAUGUUAAAUAACAAGUACAGUCAGCAUUGUAAUACAGAACCAAUGUUAAAUAACAAGUACAGUUGUCGUCAUCAUUAUAAUACAGAACCAAUGUUAAAUAACAAGUACAGUUGUCGUCAUCAUUAUAAUACAGAACCAAUGUUAAAUAACAAGUACAGUCAGCAUUAUAAUACAGAACCAAUGUUAAAUAACAAGUACAGUUGUCGUCAUCAUUAUAAUACAGAACCAAUGUUAAAUAACAAAUACAGUUGUCGUCAUCAUUAUAAUACAGAACCAAUGUUAAAUAACAAAUACAGUUGUCGUCAUCAUUGUAAUACAGAACCAAUGUUAAAUAACAAGUACAGUUGUCGUCAUCAUUGUAAUACAGAACCAAUGUUAAAUAACAAGUACAGUCAGCAUUGUAAUACAGAACCAAUGUUAAAUAACAAGUACAGUUGUCGUCAUCAUUAUAAUACAGAACCAAUGUUAAAUAACAAGUACAGUUGUCGUCAUCAUUAUAAUACAGAACCAAUGUUAAAUAACAAGUACAGUCAGCAUUAUAAUACAGAACCAAUGUUAAAUAACAAGUACAGUUGUCGUCAUCAUUAUAAUACAGAACCAAUGUUAAAUAACAAGUACAGUUGUCGUCAUCAUUAUAAUACAGAACCGAUGUUAAAUAACAAGUACAGUUGUCGUCAUCAUUAUAAUACAGAACCAAUGAAAUCCUUUGAUAUCAGAUGUAUAGUUGUACCGGGAAAUUGUAGAUAUCUGUGUAUCUAUGUAAGGUGAACAUAUCUAGAUUAAUUAUAUGGAAAUCAUGUACAUAUUGUAUGAACAUUACAUUCCAAGUAACUAAUGCUGUCACAAAAUCAAAACAAUGUGUGGUUUUUUUAAAAAUAAUUUUAAUAAAUAUUUUUGUAUUAAAAUCUGUAAGUUGUCAUUAUUUGGUAAUUAAGAGCAAAAAUUAACCAAUUUAAACUUAGCUACGAUUGUGUAUAUCCACCGUAAAAUCCCCAGUUUUUAUAUCGUCCAACCUCUAGUAUGUACCUAGUUACGAUUGUGUAUAGCCACGGUGAAAUGCCCAGUUUAGGUAUCGUCCAACCUCUACAAUGUUGUUAGCAUAGGAAUAUACAGUGUGUACUGUGUUUUUGUCACUUCCUUACUUAUUAAAUAUUAAUUAUUGACUCAU
This is a messenger RNA of Pecten maximus, 2506 nucleotides long. RefSeq names its product histidine-rich glycoprotein-like. The transcript is spliced from 2 exons. Lineage: Eukaryota; Metazoa; Mollusca; Bivalvia; Pectinida; Pectinidae. The record is from RefSeq and is a predicted model, not a curated record. The coding region runs from base 769 to 2106 and encodes 445 amino acids.